This is a messenger RNA of Gekko japonicus, 2333 nucleotides long. RefSeq names its product insulin like growth factor binding protein 7 (gene IGFBP7). Bases 1 to 774 code for a protein of 257 amino acids. Gene Ontology annotation, cellular component: extracellular region. Gene Ontology annotation, biological process: regulation of signal transduction; regulation of cell growth. The record is from RefSeq and is a predicted model, not a curated record. Gene Ontology annotation, molecular function: insulin-like growth factor binding. The transcript is spliced from 6 exons. Lineage: Eukaryota; Metazoa; Chordata; Lepidosauria; Squamata; Gekkonidae.
AUGUCUUUGGCAGGGGAGAACAUCGGCCAGGAGGUGGUGCUGCUGUAUCACCUAAACUGCCACAGCUGCUUAUUGGUUCCUUCCUAUCAGAACUUGGCAUCCGGAUUGCAACACGAGGCUGUGAACCAAACGUUAGGGGAGAUGUGCAAAGAGCAGUGCAUGCCACCCAGGGGCGAGGCGUGCGGCGGCGGCGGGGCCGGCGGCGGGUGGGGACGCUGCGCGACCGGCCUGGAGUGCCGCCGUCGGCGGAAGGGCCUGCCCGGCGCCUGCGUCUGCAAGAACCGCUACCCGGUGUGCGGCAGCGACGGCCUCACCUACCCCAGCGCCUGCCAGCUGCGGGUGGCCAGCCUGCGCGCCCAGAGCCGAGGCGAGCGCCCUGUCCAGCAGCGCAGCAAGGGGCCCUGCGAGCAAGGACCAUCCAUUGUGACACCCCCUAAAGAUAUCUGGAAUGUCACUGGGGCACAGAUUUAUCUGAGCUGUGAAGUCAUCGGAGUUCCAACUCCUGUACUUACCUGGAACAAGAUAGCGAAGGGCCAAAGGACAGAGCUGCUGCCAGGCGAUCGGGAGAAUUUGGCCAUCCAGACGCGUGGGGGUCCAGAGAAGCACGAAGUGACAGGCUGGGUAUUGAUAUCCCCCUUGAGCAAAGAUGACAGCGGAGAAUACGAGUGCCACGCAUCAAACUCUCAGGGAGAGGCCACCGCAUCGGCGAGAAUUACUGUGGUUAAUUCCUUGCAAGAAAUACCCACCGUGAAAGGUGGUGAGGCCGAGCUAUGAAAAGCGAACAGUCUCUGUCGUGUGUAGAGGGGGAAGAAGCUCUCGUCUAGGUCAGCUUAGGCUAGUCUUCCGGAAGUCUGCAGCUUCUGUUCUUUCCUGCUCCUCUCUGAUCAGUUAUUCUCCUUCCAUAAUUUUUGCUAAGGGGCCAACAGUGGGAAAGGGUUCCAUGGGGAUGAAGGGGAAUUCUUGGGAUCAGUAUUACCACGGGGUUUCCCAGACUAACAAAGAACAGUGCCACUGCUCAAAUAGAAAAGAGCACGAGUCCAGCAGCACCUUAAAGACACAAAAUUUAAGGUAGGGUAGGAGCUUUCAUAAGUCACUGCUCACUUCUUCACAUACAAUUCAAAUGUGCACAUUAGUCAAGUUAUUCUAUGCCAGUCUGGUUACAAAUGUGGCCGUACCCUUCAAGAUCAGCCCUCCACCCAAGCUAAGUGUUCUUCCUUAUGUAGGUUUAACACAGUGUCCCAAGAAAAUAUUAUUUCCUACAAAUGUCUUCUUAGGUGAUGGUUCACAACCUUCUGUGGUCUUUUCAGUCCCUUUUGUUUCUUGCUCCCUCUCUCCAUAUAUUCCACUGUCCCACCCCACAUUCCAGUCAAAGUACUGUCUUUUCCAUUAACUUCAGUGAGAGCCCUGCCGGACUGAUCUUGGCAUUUCUUAAUACUUCAGAAGGCCUAGCCAAGAUACGCUUUGUGCAAUGAUAUAUCUCCCCGCAAUGUGCUAUCUUAUCUCAGCUUGCAGAUUUCAGUAGCAAAGCGAUUCCACUCUGGUUCGGGGUCAGGAUGGCUUCGUUCUGUCUCCGGCCUCUCAGCAGUCCCCCAACUUAGUUCAGUUCAGCUUCUGUAUCAGAUCUAGUCUAAACAGUGAGUUGCAUCCAGACUAAAUUGGCAGUUUUCACCAUUUCUUUCUUCUUUCAGAUACCCCCUCCCGUGUAAUUUCUCAGGGUCCGUCUCACCCUGGAGCAACAUCUCGUGGAAUUCAGUGGGGCGUUUGGGAAUGGGGGAGGCAGGGCAAUUCUAGUCUGCUGAUGGAUUAUUUAGUCUGGAUUCAACCCCUUAAAGAAAGAUCUUUUCCUAGGUGCGCCAUCAAAAAGAAUAGAUUGUCUUAAAUUUAUAUAUAAAUUACAGGUAUGCACAAUUAAUUUUUUUUUUGCAUAUAACAUUUUUAGGAGUGGUUGUCUUACACCAAGGGUUGUCUUCCUUUCGGGUAAAUACAGUAUAUGCCAAAGAUGGGAGCUCCUAUCUGGGCUCUCAGUACAUGUCUAGUCCCUGGAAGGAAAGGAGAUUGUAAGCCACUUUGGACCUCCUUAAGGUAGAGAAAAGUGAGGUAUAAAAUCCAGUUCUUUUUCUUCCUGUAAAGGAUGAACCGACAUGGAUGCAUUUUUUAUAGCCAAGAUUCACGUAGCAAAAAUAUAUGUAGUAACUGGAGAUCUGUCUGUAUAUGUGAUAUAUUUAAUGGAUAAACAUAGAAUUCAUAUGUGGUGCAUACAGGUCUAAGUGAUAUAUGGAUACAUGGUUGCCUAGAUAUAUACUUCUAAGCAUAAACCUAAACUUGGUUAUUAA